This is a messenger RNA of Diaporthe amygdali, 3798 nucleotides long. RefSeq lists its product as uncharacterized. Gene Ontology annotation, molecular function: beta-tubulin binding; GTPase activator activity. Bases 1 to 3798 code for a protein of 1265 amino acids. The record is from RefSeq and is a predicted model, not a curated record. NCBI's taxonomy places the organism in Eukaryota, Fungi, Ascomycota, Sordariomycetes, Diaporthales, Diaporthaceae. Gene Ontology annotation, biological process: post-chaperonin tubulin folding pathway; microtubule cytoskeleton organization; tubulin complex assembly. The transcript has 3 exons.
AUGGAAGACGCACCCGAGGAAGACUUGGACAUCAAGCUGCAGACUGUGUCGAAAGACCUAAUUGCUGAGUUUGACAACCGCCUCAAGCCCUUUUUGCGCAAAGCAAAUGGGGCUGGCCGUGUCCGCUCUCGCGUGCGUGCACGUGAAGUGUCGCAUCUUAUGUCUAAUCUUCUUGACCCGUUUCAAGAAUUGCCCCAGCUCCUUGAUCCACACUUGCCCCAGUGGUUGCCUAUGCUCGCUGCGGCCUUCCUGGAGUAUCACCAGACAAGGCGGAGGCAGACCAUAGAAGCUGCCACAACGUCCUCGUUGCUGAUGCCACUUCCGACGGCAAUAUGCAAGCUAAUCUACACCUUCUGCAAAGUCCGCGGUGAGAAGGUCAUUGUGAAUUUCCUCAAUGUUGAGACCCGGUACCUUGAGCUCCUUUUGUCCGCUAUUGAAGAAUCAGAGAGGCACCAAGGCUCGGACGACGAUGUGCUUCAGUGGACCUGGGAGGAGCGAUAUGUCGUCCUCCUGUGGCUGUCUCACCUCAUGUUCGCACCGUUCGACCUAGCAACGAUAUCCUCGGUCUAUAUGCAUGAUGUUGACCUAGCUGGUGUCCCGGGCUUCCUCUGGCCGUUCAACCCUCCCAGCAUUACUGUGCGAGUUUUGCCACUAGCAGCCAAGUAUCUUGCUUCACCAGGCAAAGAAAGAGAUGCGGCAAAGGCCCUUCUAGUGAGGAUGGCCAUGCGUAGGGACAUGCAAAAACUUGGCAUCCUGCACGCUCUCAUCGACUGGGCUCUUUUCACGCUACACCCAAGCUCAGAUAGCAACGACUCUACAAGCGAUGACGGGUUGAAACGAGAACCUAGUCAGAAUUCUUACACAUUCAUUGGAGUGCUUGCUUUCCUGGCAGGGGUUCUAUCAUCUGCUGACGCAUCUGAUGUGGAAAAGUACUCAUCCAAGGUCUUCUACACUGUAAAUGCUACUAUGUGGAGCGAAGACGACACGUCUAACACUAUCAAGUCGUCUGCAGUUGCGAAGAAGAUGGUUGUCAAAGUCAUGCGCUCGAUUGCUGUGUCGAAAUUGACAAGAGAAAGCCGAGACAUGGCAGGGAUUCAGCUUGUCGAGACUACCGUGCGGUAUCUUCUGGGAAGCCUGUCCGACAAAGACACACCAGUCAGAUUUGCGGCAAGCAAAGCUUUGGGAGUCAUCACCCUCAACUUGUCGAGGGAAAUGGCCUCGCAAGUUGUGGAUGCCGUUCUACAAGCGCUGGACGAGCAUGUUCGUGUCGUCGAUCGUACAUCAGAAUCGAAGUCGUCCACUUGGCAGCCACCAACGAAGGACUUGACUUCAGUGGAUCCUCUUGGGUGGCAUGGGCUCAUGCUCACCCUGUCUUAUCUCUUAUACCGGCGUUCGCCACCCCCAGAGAGUCUAGGGAAGAUCGUGCGAGCCUUACUGCUGGGUCUCUCGUUUGAGCAGCGAAGCGCAUCUGGAGUCUCUGUCGGAGCUAAUGUUCGUGAUGCAGCCUGUUUCGGUGUCUGGGCUCUCGCGCGACGUUACUCCACUGAGGAAAUCUUUGCAGUCAAGGAUGAGCUCAUCGAAGAAGAGCGCCGUGAAAACGGCAAUGUGUCUAUUUUGCAGUCGCUCGCUACACACCUGGUAGUCACAGCAUGUCUGGACCCUGCAGGCAACAUCCGGCGUGGCUCUUCAGCCGCUUUGCAGGAACUCAUCGGCAGGCAUCCUGAUACGGUUGAGAAGGGUAUCGCGAUUGUACAGACAGUGGAUUACCAUGCUGUGGCAUUGAGAUCCAGAGCGAUGCAAGGCGUGGCUCUGGAAGCCACGAAGCUACACUCGCAGUACGGAGAUGCCAUAUUGGAGGCUGUCCUUGGCUGGCGAGGUCUAGGGGACGCCAACGACCGCGUUAGGAGAUAUGCAGCAACAUCCUAUGGUAUCAUCACAGCCGAGCUUGCACGGAUGGCUUCAAACAGCUCAGAAGUCAUCUCUCAAUCCUUUGGCAGUAUCAUAUCUUCCAUACGAAUACUGCAGCCUCGCCAGGUUGAGGAAAGACACGGCCUCCUGCUAGCUAUGGCCUCAAUUAUGAACCAAAUCCCAGAGCUGGUGGAACACAGCCAGGUUCAACAGCAUCAGCAACAACUAGCGCCCAUAAUCGAGAGACUGCUGUCUGAAUUGGAGUCAAACCUUACGUUCAUUGAGACAACGACAUUUCGGCGCCCAGAUCUCAUAGCAGAGGCGGCGUGCCGACUCUUUACCUCCUCAUUUCCGGUUCUCCAAGCAUUAUGUCUCGGUCUCGACACCAUUACGCCGGCUUAUCUGUUGUCUGGACCUCGUCUCUUAUCGUCCUUAAAAACACCUGCCACGAGUACUGCAGUAUCCCGGCUGGCGGAGUGCCCUAGUUCGAAAGACUUCCCGCCUGCUUGGGUCAACAGGCUCUUACCGAGUAUCUUGAAUGCCUGUCUUAUUAGGACGGAAGAAGUGGUAGUCGACGCGGCAUCCGAGGCUGCACUCACGUUACUGCUCUUUUUGAAGCCCUUCCAGCGCGAUGAACUCAUCCAAGGUUGGGCGAACACUGUUCUAGACGCACCACGAGCUGGAAAUAUUCAAGGACACUUGUUGGCUCUCACAAGGUCGCAUGCAGUUGCAUCGAUAUCGCAGGAACAGGUGGCGAAACCAACGGCAGGAAUAAUUCCCAGAACUCUGCUGCAACGCUGGGAAAAGGACAAAAAUGUGCAUAUGCGCGUGUGGAUACUUGAGAGUCUUGUUCAGGGCGAAGUGCUGAGGUAUAAUGUACAGACAUUGUUUAAGCUGAUUUCAGAAGCACUGGAAGACUACACGACGGACGCGAGAGGCGAUGUGGGAUCCCAUGUUCGCUUGCACGCCAUAAAAGCUACCAAUCAUUUGUGGUCGUUGCUGGCGGAGCCAGAGGCAAGACCAGAAGAAGUGGCCUCUCACACAGCGGCUUCUGCCCUUCUAUUACCUAUUAUACGGCUGGCUGCUGAGAAGCUUGACAAGGUAAGACCGGAGGCCCAGUCCACGCUGGCUCUGGUUUUAUGUUCAAAGUCAUCAUCGGAGUUAAGGAGACGCGCUUGCUGGUCCAAGGACUACUUCCUCUUCCUACUUAACCUCACAACCCACGAUGAUUGGCUUCAUGAAUCGUUUCGCACCGAAAACGGCCCAGGCCCUGACGAGUUCAUGGAUGAGCUCCUGGCAGGGUAUGUAACUUCAGCAGACACAGGCAACGAAGACCUAGUGAUAGCUUGUCGCUCCGCACUCUGCGAAUACUGCGAUGUGAGCCAGGAGAACCUCGACCGCGUGUGUAUCUCGCUUUACCGCAAUAUGAAGUCCCGCCAGGGUCAGGACCGGGUCAUAGUGCCGACGCUGGAAAUCAUUGCGUUUCUCUUGUCCGUUGGCUUGUACCGGAAGACCAAAACGGUUGAUUUCAAGAGCCUCUGCCUCCAGGCUCAGAAGGCAAGCUACAAGACCGGCAAUGUGCGGAAGCUCAUCGCCUGCGUCAAGGUCUAUGGGGGCAUCGCGAGCAUAGGCGAGAAUAACGUCGGACUGGCACCGAUGGCAAAUGACAUCCUAGAGCAGAAAAGGCGAGAAGCUGCGACGGAGGCGAGAAAGAGGCUGGGAGCCUUGAUGCUACACCCCUGGCCGCGCGUCAGGUCGUCUGUCGUCGACGAGCUCUGGAACGUGCUCUCUGGAAGUGAAGCUGACAAGGCUGGGAGGCUCAAGGGUGUGGACUGGGGUACGGCCGAGAAGGGGGUCCUGAAGCAGUUCGGAUCGGAUCUCGGCUUAUAG